Exophiala dermatitidis NIH/UT8656 is the source of this 1985-nucleotide messenger RNA. Its product is annotated as carbonyl reductase (NADPH). Bases 388 to 1266 code for a protein of 292 amino acids. Lineage: Eukaryota; Fungi; Ascomycota; Eurotiomycetes; Chaetothyriales; Herpotrichiellaceae. The record is from RefSeq and is a predicted model, not a curated record. Gene Ontology annotation, molecular function: oxidoreductase activity. The transcript has a single exon.
CUGGGCUCUGUCUGCGCUAUUCUGGCCGUUCAAGUUGCCAGACAUGCGCUCAGUUGAAAUACUGAGCAACAUGCAAGUAACAUACAUGAGACCAGCUUUGCAGCUUGUAGGCGCACAUGGCUCUCAGCGACAGAACGAUGACCGAUCGGUGCAUUGGAUUGAGGUGCUUCUGUUGGCGUCGUGCUCGGUCAGCACAGAGCCGCGCCCUCGAUGACAUCUACAAUGUACAACAUACGUAUAGCGCAAGGUAAGCCGUCCACAGGCCAUGACAUUUGUAAUCCAGCAGGCCUCUCCUCAACAACCUGAACUCGAAUCUACCUACUAUCUGACCUUGCAUUUCUCCUCCCCUCGACAUACCUCGCACCCAUUGUACUGUAUACCCCAAUCAUGGCAGCAUACACCCGGGUCGGUGCCGUAACAGGCGCCAACAAAGGCAUCGGCAUAGCCAUUGUGCGCCAACUAGCCCUCCAAUAUCCCAAAUCCGCAUACAACAACGGCCCACUCCUCAUCUACCUGACGGCACGAAACGAAGAGCGAGGCAAAGCCGCCCUGGAGUCCCUCCAUUCCGAUCCGCAACUCACAAAGGCCAAAGCACUACGCAUCCAGGGCGGACUAACCGACGUCAAAUACCACCCAUUAGACAUCGACAGCACACAAAGUAUCCGGGACUUUGCCAGUUUUCUGAAAAAAGAGCAUCCUCAGGGAAUUGAUUUCUUGAUCAACAACGCGGGAAUUGCCCUGCAGGGGUUCGACAUUGACGUGGUCAAGAAAACCCUCCAUUGCAAUUACUACGGCACGCUUGAAGCGACUCAGCAGAUCCUCCCGCAUAUCAAAGACGGUGGCCGGUUGGUGAAUGUGGCGAGCAUGGUGGGACAUUUGACCUCUCAAUACUCCAACUCCAUCCGGUCUCGAUUCCUGCAGGCCCAGAAGCCCGAGGACAUCACCCAGCUCAUGGAGGAAUUCACCUCGGAAGUCGCCGAGGGGAAGCACGAGAAGAACUGGCCUAGUUCGGCGUAUGCUGUGUCCAAGGCCGGCGUUAUUGGAAUGACGAAGACUAUUGCGCGCCAGAAUGCCCACUCUGGAAGUAAAACACUAAUCAAUUGCUGUUGUCCCGGCUAUGUCAAUACAGAUAUGACGAAGGGCCGAGGCACCAAGACGCCCGACGAGGGUGCGCAGACUCCUGUCUUGUUGGCUAUUGGCGAUAUCAAGGGUUCAAAUGGUGAUUUUUGGCAGAAUGAGCGGAAGAUCGAUUGGGCCAAGGCAUGAAAGUGGCCUCUUCAUAAUGAUGCACAGUAAUGCAGCGACAGCGGUCUCUAUACUGGCAGCGGACUUUGAACCAUGGUAAUAUAAGUUCAAAGUAGAUACCAACGAGUUGAAUUACUUCAAGUUCAGUCACGCAACUGAAGUAUAUGUACGGUGCCCUACCCACCUAGGUAUUCGAUGGAUGAAGAGGUAAAAUGAUAUAACAAUACAUACAUGAGUACAAGCGUCAAGGGAUAUACAGUAUGGCAAUUCUUUACAGAACCUGCUUCAAGCGCGCGGCACGGCGGGCUGCUGUUCCACCAGUUCAAGCUGGGUGCUUCAUGCCGAGCUCAUCUCGACCCCAAAGUUAUCAGGUAGCCUUUAUUCGUCUUAUCAAGCCAGCUUUACCCUGAUUUCCUCAGCAACAUCAGCGGCUUCCCGGCCUCAAUAACAUCAUUCGGCUUGACGACCAAUUUCUCGACCUUUGCGCCUUCCAUGCUGGACUCGGCCUUGACGGGGAUUUCGAGCUUCAUGGCCUCGAGGAUGGAAACGACUUGGUCGGCCUUGAUGACGUCGCCUUCCUUGACCUCGACUUUCCAGACGUUGGCGUUGAGAGGGGCCUCGACGGGAAUGAUGUUUGGAUCUGCCAGACGUUAGUAUUUAAUGCUCAACCCCGAGGCCCAGACCGAGAUCAAGACCGCUUUGCGGCCUCCAAGUCCACACUUACCAUGCAACAACUCCUG